CCAUGUGUUUGUGUUGUAGAGAGAGAGAGAGAGAGAGAGAGAGAGAGGGAUCUACAGAGAGGGAGAGAGAGAGAGAGAGAGGGAGCAUGAGUGAGUGGUAUCAUUGCUAUCUCUUGGGGGCCUGCGUUGAGAAAUGAGAAGGGAUAUAUAGAAAAAGCCUUGGGAUCGAAGGCAGGGAUUAUAAUCAUGGCUUGAGAAGAGGUGUAAUCAUCCCCCUGUAAUUGCCAGCAACUCCAACAGCUUCACUCACUCAACACCAAAAAAAAAAUAAGUAGAAAGAGAAAGAGAAAGAGAAAGAAGAAGAAGAAGAAGAGAGAGAGAGAGUAUAGAGAGAAAGAGAGUCCUCCUCUUAUCCCUACUUCAUUGAGCACAUAUGAGUUAUCUUCUUUGUAUAUAUGAUCUUGAAAGGGUAAAGGGGAUUUAAAAGGAAAUAGUUGUGAAAAGCUAUAACUAGAGAGAAAAAGGAAGAGAGCCUUAUGAGCAUGAGCUCUUCAUCAAGUGCUUCUUUGGGUGGGGUGUGAGAUUCCAAAGCACUACUCUCUCUCUCUCUCUCCCCCCCACCCUUCACAAAGUCCUUUUUUUUAUCUUUUUUUCUUUUCCCCUUCCCUUCUCCUUCUCUCUUUCCUCCUUUUUCUCUCCAUCUUAGGGGUACACAAAAGCCCUUUAAAACACCAUGAUGGACUCUUCAAAUCACCUUGAUCACCACCACCACCACUACCACCACCACCAAGAAGGGCUUCAUGGGUCCUCUUUAGAAGAAGCAGCUGCACCUUUAAUCCAUUGCGGGGGAACCAACCAUGGAUGGAACAACCAACCUCUCAUAUGGAAUUGUGGUGACUUCAAUGUACUAAAUGAGAGUGAAGUAGUUCUCUCAAACCAAAGAGAGUUCAUAAGAGCAACUUAUCAAGAUGAGCCCCUAACCCCUCCUCUAAGCUCAAUAAUGGUUCAAGAUCUAGGGUUUCAGUGGUGUAGCAAUGCAGAUACCUUAAUGAACCAACCAAACAACCAAUCACACUUAGCAAGGAUCAAAGAGGAGCUACCAACAUCAGAUAACUUUCCAAAGUUAAAUGGGCUCAUUAAAAACCCCACAUACAUUGACAACUACCAACUAAGUGAGAAGCUGUUCCUAAAAGCACUUCCUCAAAAUGGCCACAACAAUGCCCUACAGCCUCCGACCGAUGAUUUUCAUUUCGGCCCGUCGAGUUUGGCGAAUUUGGAAAGCGGUAGAGGAGGCUUCAGCAUGGUCCUUCCGAGCGUUAACAUCUCGCUACCGAGUUUGCCGCCGUUGCCGUUCUCAGGCUCCUUAGACAUGGAUCUUCAAGCUUUAUUGGCUUCUACUAAACUUAGCAGGAGCUUUUUCGCACCUCCUUUCAAUUCAAUGGCACCCUUGUUAAAAGAAGAUCCUAUUUUUUAUGGACCACCCCAUGUUCAAGAAGCUGUUCAUGGACCAUUCAACAACAAUCAUAAGGUGCCAUGUAUAGUGAGUGGGGUUUCAGAAGCAGAAGCAAAUUGCAUUGUGAACCGCAGAGCAUCUCAAACAGUUGUGGCUAGGAAGCCUCGAAUAGAGUCACGUUCCUCAUUCUCAUCUUUCAAGGUGAGGAAGGAGAAAUUAGGAGAUAGGAUUGCAGCUCUACAGCAGUUGGUAGCACCCUUUGGAAAGACCGAUACAGCAUCGGUUUUGAUGGAAGCGAUUGGAUACAUUAAAUUUCUUCAAGAACAAGUCAAGACACUUAGUGUACCAUAUAUGAGGCCCUCCAACAACAAGAAAUUAAGGACAACACAAGGGGCCUCAAAUGAAGAGAAAAAUGAGCCAAAGUUAGAUCUAAGGAGCAGGGGACUUUGCUUGGUGCCAUUGUCAUGCACAUCAUAUGUCACAAAUGAGAAUGGAGGGAUGUGGUCACCAUCCAAUUACAGGGGAAGUGCUUGAUAAGUAGACUCAUGUAGUAAAAUUAAUGGUAUACACAAGGCUUAAAGCUAUUAAUGAAAUCAUUUAUAAUUAUUAGUGUUUCUAAAUUUGUAGCUUCCCUAUUCUCUCUUUUGAUCACUACAUUCUAUUUGUUAGUUGUGUAUCCUUAGUUAAAUAGCUUAGCAACUUGAAUCAAUCUUAUAUUGGAUACAAAUCAGAAUCCUUUGCCUUUCGAUUGAGUGUCGUUCCGUGAUGUUGUGGUUUGAUCCCUUGAUUCAUAAGACGCUCUCGUCUCCUAAUUAACUAGAGCAUUAAUUCGGCAAACAAAUUUCAAUCGUGAGAAGUUAAAGUGAAAUUCUGAGCUCCAAAAGCAGAUACUUUUAUUAACUACUAAGAAAGAUAUAAAGCUAAGUUCCUUAUUCCUUUCUAAUUAAUUUGAUUAGCUUGCCAAUCAAUGCCCUAAUGAUUUGGUCAUUUUCCAACACUGAACCAAUUUGGGUUCACAAACUUGCAGGGUAAAAACUUGGUCAUUCCCUGAGAUUGUCACAGUUAAUCCCUCAAAUUUGAUUUCAUUUUUUAUUUUGAAGUUACCUCCUCAUUUACCUUUACUAGUUCAACUGUUUAACUAUUUUAAUUUGGUGGGCUUCCACUAUUAAACAUCAUAUGACUAUUCUGAACAUUCAAAUCUUGUUUUUUC
Molecule: messenger RNA, 2603 nt
Organism: Ananas comosus (pineapple)
Lineage: Eukaryota; Viridiplantae; Streptophyta; Magnoliopsida; Poales; Bromeliaceae
Product: transcription factor bHLH110-like
Exons: 7
Coding region: 674-1927 (417 amino acids)
Biological process (GO): regulation of transcription by RNA polymerase II
Cellular component (GO): nucleus
Molecular function (GO): RNA polymerase II cis-regulatory region sequence-specific DNA binding; protein dimerization activity; DNA-binding transcription factor activity, RNA polymerase II-specific
Source: RefSeq, a predicted model, not a curated record